AUGGUCAAGAAGCGGAAGGCAUGCAGCAAAGAUACAACAGAUGAAUACCCUUCGACUGCUGCUGUGGAACACAAGCAGAAAGGGAAAAAGAGGAAGGUCGAAGAAAACGAAAUCAACGAGGACGAUGCCCAAACGGUGGCUGCGGCUACCCCAAGUGAUGUGGAUGCUGCGGAGCGUCUCCGGCGAGCCCUGCAAAGGGACAUCCAACAGCUGGUGCUGAGGCUUCGAAGUGAAGGGAAAUCAAAGGCUGAGAUCAAAGCAGCUACCAAGGAGCUCAAGGCAAAGAGUGGAGCUGUUAGCAACUCCAAAAGCCUGAAGAGCAGCAAGAAGAAGCAAAAGUGGGAAGCUGAUGCGGCCGAAAAAAGGAAAGCGCACCUGCAGCGACAGCACGAUGUGGUCAUAAUUCCUGUAGUGUGGCGCGGGCGGCAUGAUAAGUUGGAUGUUCUUCAAGCAGCGGAGGAUAUCAAAGCUUGCCUCUCCCAGCAGGGCUUGGACGUCUGGCUUGAUAGCAGACGACAGCUCACUCCGGGUCAAAAGUUCGCGCAUUGGGAGCACCGCGGUGUCCUCCUACGCAUUGAAAUUGGACCACAGGAUCUGCAGGCACAGGUAUGUCAAGUUUGCAAAGCAAAGACCGCUGGCGACUACCAGUCUGUGGAGAGGAAGCGGGUGCCUUUGCCACCUGCUGGAGCCAGAUCCCUGUUGCUACGAUUGAAGGAGUGGGGCUUGUCGCAGAUAGAUGUCAAGAGAAGGGAUGGCGACUCUGAAGAAGAAGAGGACGCUGCAGAGGCAUUGCCUCGCAAACAAGGCCAACAGGCUGAAAGUCUGGAAGCUGAUGAGGUGCAAGGCAACUGGAAGCCAAGAACAGAGUCCUCAGGCAAGAAGAAGGGCAAG
Molecule: messenger RNA, 891 nt
Organism: Symbiodinium pilosum
Lineage: Eukaryota; Dinophyceae; Suessiales; Symbiodiniaceae
Source: the annotation of a GenBank genome assembly